Molecule: messenger RNA, 9644 nt
Organism: Nannospalax galili (Upper Galilee mountains blind mole rat)
Lineage: Eukaryota; Metazoa; Chordata; Mammalia; Rodentia; Spalacidae
Gene: Akap11
Product: A-kinase anchoring protein 11
Exons: 13
Coding region: 275-5962 (1895 amino acids)
Biological process (GO): intracellular protein localization
Cellular component (GO): cytoplasm
Molecular function (GO): protein kinase A binding
Source: RefSeq, a predicted model, not a curated record
GAGGGGGCGGGCCUCGGGCCGGGCAGGGAGGGUGAGGACGAGGGAGGGGUGCCCGCUGCGCCUGCCUGCGGCUCGCGCCACCGGUGGCUGCGGGCCGGUGACGGGCGGGUGACAUGCCCCGAACCUGCGGAGCCUGCGGCCGCCAGGUUCCAUAUUGGAUUUCAGUUGCUUUAUUCUUCUUCCUUGAGUAAGAGUGUUCUGCCUGCAGCAGCCAUCAGGAAUAUUGUAUUUUGUGUAUUUACUUUUCAGUGAUUAUAUUACCAUAGUCAUAGCAAUGGCAGCUUUCCAGCCUUUCAGAAACAGUCACAUGAAGAAUAAAGCAUCUGUCAAAAAAAGUUUCAGUGAAGAUGUGUUCCAAUCUGUAAAGUCUUUAUUACAGAGUGAGAAGGAACUAUGCUGUGUAUCAGGAGAGGACUGUUUAAACCAGGAUGAACAUACCAGUUUAACUGAGGUCACAUUUCUGGGCUUUAAUGAAGAAACAGAUGCUGCUCAUAUACAGGAUUUAGCUGCAGUUUCUUUGGAACUUCCAGACCUUCUGAAUUCAUUCCACUUCUGCAGUCUAAGUGAAAAUGAAAUUAUUUGUAUGAAGGAUAUAAAUAAAUCAUCAGAUAUAAAUAAUGGCCCUCUAAAUCAGAGUCAUCAUUCUGGAAUGCUUUGUGUCAUGAGAGUAUCACCUACCUUACCAAGACUCAGAAUUGAUUUUAUCUUUAGUCUCCUAAGUAAAUAUGCUACUGGUAUAAGGUAUACCCUGGACACAUACUUGCAUCGGAAGCACCAACUUGAGACCACUGAUGAAGAUGAUGAUGAUACGAACCAGUCUGUGUCUUCCAUAGAGGAUGACUUUGUCACUGCUUUUGAGCAGUUAGAAGAGGAAGAGACUACAAAGCUGUCUAAUGAUGAAAUAAAUGUUGCUACACCAAGGAGUCAGUGUGAUGCUGCUUUUCAGACAAUUUCUGGUCACCCUUUAGAAACCCGUGAUUUAAAAGUUCUGGUUAAUUAUGGACAGCAGAAGUCACUGGCCAAACCGUCAUCUUCAGUAAAUGUUCUGGGACAGAAAGAGCCGUCUAUGAAAACUUCAGUUACAACAUCAGUUUCAGAGCCUUGGAUCCAAAGGAGUUUCUAUAGGUCAUCUAAUGCUUCAAAUAAAGUUAGUGAUACACAGAAGACAUUUUUUUCUUCUUCUCCUGCCUACUCAUCUGAAUCUGAAUGCUCAAGUCCAAGUCCUAUAAUUUUCUUGGAUGAAGAGGGAUAUCAAAAAAGUUUAAAAGCAAAACUUGAGCUGCCUAAAAUUCCUGUGAUGAAAGAUGAUGUAGAGGAUUCAGACUCAGAAGUAAGUGAAUUUUUUGAUAGCUUUGAUCAGUUUGAUGAACUAGAACACACUUUAGAGACUUCUUGUCUAUUUAUGAACGAUCCUUCCAUAGGGAAGUCAUCCCAGAAGAUGGGACACAAACAUGAAAAAUCUUGUAUGAAUCCUCAGAAAUUCAAGUUUGAUUGUCCAGCUCUUUCAGCUAAUGUUAAAAAGCCAACGCCUCGUAAACCAGAGUCUCCUUAUGGUAACCUGUGUGAUGCUCCAGAUUCCCCUCGUCCAGUGAAGGCAUCAGGAGAAGACAGUGGUUUGUUUAGCCCUAUUCGAUCCUCUGCCUUUAGUCCUCUUGGAAGCUGUAUGCCUGCUGAAUGUUUUUGCCAAACAGAUAUUGGUGGUGAUAGAAUUCAUGAAAAUCAGGAUCCUGUAUAUUACACUUACGAAGAUUAUGCAAGUAGCAUUUCAUAUGAAGUACUAAGUUCAGUUCUUGAUACUCAGCAUGCUAAUACAAUGUUAGAUAUUGAUAGUAUUAAAAGGAGAGAAAAGACUGUAGCUUUUAAGCAUGGAAACUUUGAUCAAAAAGGUAAAUCUAAAAACAAAUCUUUAAUGAUUAAAGAUAGCAUUCAGAAAUUUGCAGCAGAUCUUGUGGAAAAAAGUUUUGGCAAUGCAUUUAAAGACUUGCAGAAAGGGGUCUCUUCGUGUACCAAUGCAUUGUGUGACUUAGCUAUCAAAUUGACAUCAUCUGUUUUUCAGAUGGCAUUUAAUGAACUUAGAAGGCAGCAUGCAUUUUCAUUGAAAGAACAUGCCAUUAGUAGCCUGGCUAAUUUUCUGGUGAGCGAAGCCUUAUCAAAUGCCUUAAAAGACUUACAGUAUGUAAAGAAGCAAAUAUUUACAAAUGUAGUUGCUAGGUUUGCUGCAGAUCUUGCAGAAGAACUUGUUUUUGAAGGCAUUAUGGAAGUGUGUCAGUUUUCAUAUCCUCCAACACCUGCAUCUCCACAGUGUCAGUCAUUUGACUUUGAAGACAAAGUUGUGAAGUCAUAUGCAAAAGAUUUGUCUGAAUCCGUAAUACAAGAAGCAUUCAUUGAGCUAUCCCAGGUUGAUGUGACCUUCACAACAAAGGCAGCAGUUAGUGUUUCUACAGGUAAUGACAAGUACAUGAGUUCAGAAAGUGUAGUGCCACCUACACAGACCUUCACAUUUUCCUCAUCUUUUAACAGUCAUGCAAUUAUGAUGUCAAAACCAGUGCAGGAAUAUAAAAAGGAGUACACAGUGCAGCAGGCUUUGUUUUGUACUUCAGGAAUUGUCACUUCCAUACCAGUGCCCUUGGCAGGAAGUGCCCUUCUCCCAUAUCAUAUUUCAUCUACUUUGUAUCAGUCCAAGUCUCAUAUGUCACCUGAGCCUAGUAAUGAGAAUGGUGGUUCUACCCAAGACCAUCCUACCACAAAAAGCAAAGAAGAGGAAGUAGAUUGUCUCAGAAAAAUUUGUUUACCUUCAGAACCUAAUCCAGGUAAGCAGACUGACUUUAAGCCAGCUAACAGUGAUAUUGAAAUGCAGAAUCCUCCAAAAUUGAGUGAUCCUGUGAUUAUAAGCAACUUUUCUGCAGCAAUGGUACAUACAAUCGUAAAUGAAACAUUAGAGUCAAUGACAUCCUUCAAAGCUACAAAAACAGUUAAUGAACAUGCAGAUUAUUUAACUAAAACAAUAAAAGGAAAAACCUCUCCUCUUUCUCAUUGUAGUCAAGCAGCACCACAACAGAACAAAGCUAGCAAUAAGGACAUAUUUGCUGAACAGUUAUCAAAAUCCAUUAUUAAACAUUCCAUAGAUAAAAGCAAAUCAGUGAUCUCAAAUAUAGAUAAAAAUGUGGUAAGUAAGGGAUGCUUACCUGUUCUUGGAGAAGAAUCACAGUUGACCUUGGAAAAAUCUCACAAAUUUCUUGAUAGUCAAGAUAAUUUGCCUUACUCUUCACUUUCGGUUGGAAAGGAUUAUGUUCCAGAAUGUAAAGAGUCUAUGGUUCUUGGAUUUUCCUUAGAGACUCUACCACCAUGUCCGAUGAUGAUAAGUCAGAAAUCUGACUUGAGGGAACUUGCUAAAGAUAAACCAGUGAAAAAGCAUAAUUCGAACAAUACAGCACUUGAGCCCUUGACUUUUGGACAGGAAAGCUCUUUUCGUCACUCACAGUCUUUCUCAUCUUCAGUGCUUGCCUGUGUAGAUGGUUUGCAUGUGGAAGAUAAACAGAAAAUCAGAGACAGAAAUGUAAUACCUAAUACUCCUCCAUCAACUCCUUUAGUACAAUCCCAGACUAGUUCUGAGUGGGAUAUCAGGAAGUUGUCCAAAAAGCUCAAGGGGGAGUUAGCCAAAGAAUUUGCACCUGCUACACCACCCUCUACACCUCACAACUCAUCUGUUGGUAGUUUGUCUGAAAGUGAACAAAAUACUAUAGAAAAGGAAGAGUUCAUGUUGAAACUCAUGCGAUCUCUUUCAGAAGAAGUUGAAAGCAGUGAAGGUGAAGAGCAUCCAGAAAUGGAUGUGAAGUCAGAGAAUUCAGGGAAGAAAGUUCAGUUUGCAGAAGCAUUAGCUACACGUAUCAUUUCUCUUGCAACUGAAAUGGCAGCCUCUCAUUUAGAUCAUGAAAUAACUAAAGAACCCAAGGUUCAAAGCCUUUCCUUGAAUGUACUGAGUCAAAGAAGUGUGUUGCCUGCUUUUUUAAGUCAUUCAGAUGAAAACCUACGAACAUGUGAUUUUGCAAGUAAAAUGGCAGCAGAAGUCAUUGCAGAAGCCGAGAAAAUAGCAAAAGUUAGAAGUUGUAUGCUUUUCAAGCAAAAGAGGAACAGUUGUCCUGUUGAUGGUGAUCAAAGUAGAACAGAAGAGAAGUUGGAUGUCUCGGAGGAUGUAGCACAUCCAAGAGAAACAGAUCCAUUUGUUCUUUCAUUACCAAGAUCCUACAUGCCAGGCCUGACAUAUAAAUAUCCCAGUUGUGAAAGUGUGACAGAUGAAUAUGCAGGUCAUGUUAUCAAAAUACUAAAACAGGAAGGUGGUAAUGGUGAGCUAAUAAUGGAUCAGUAUGCCAAUAGACUUGCUUACCGAUCUGUUAAGUCAGGAUUGCAAGAAGCAGCUAAAACAGCCAAAAUGAAGUAUAAUUCAAAAUUGCUUCCUGUGCACAACUCUCAAGUGAAAGUUAACAAAGAACUGUUGUUCUCAAAAAAGCAUCACCAAGAAAUAGAUAAGAAAAGACAAAGAAAGAGAAAUGGAGGUCAUCUUUGCAAAAAUCAAACUUGUGAAAGGACACAAGAUCCAUGUAGGAAUGUGCUCUCUGAACUAUACAAUUUUUCAGCCUCUCUUGCUAACAGCAUAACAAGAGAUGUUAAGAAACAGUUGACAGCACCUACAGUUGACCUGCCAAAAUCCUCAACAGAUUCUUGUUUUUUUGAAAAAUCUGGAUGUAUUGACAAUACUGAGUAUCUUCAUGAACCAGAAUUUCCUAAGUCUCUUCAACCUUUGCAGAAUUGUGGAUUUUACCAUAGUACAGGUAGCUUAAGUGGAAAUGAUUGUGGAGAGAAUGUUCAAGCGAUAGAACAAUAUGCUAAAAAAGUAGUGAGUGAUACUUUAGACCUAAGUUUAGGAUCCACAGUUUUCCAAGUAUCAGAGACAGCAAAAUCAGCAGAUAGGAUUACUUAUGCAGAAAAAUUGUCGCCUCUCAUAAAUCAAGCUUGCAGGUACUGCGACCUUAAAGAUCUCCAUGAUUGUAGCAGAAAAUCAUCUCAGCACUUUCUCAGACAGAGUUCAUGUGCUGGCAGUAAGCCAGGUUCCGAUUCAAAAUUUAGCAACAUCUACCAGAAAUCUAGAAUCUUUCAUCUUGAUGUGCCUCAAAUUCAUGUUAAUCUUGACAAAAAGGCAGUGCUUGCUGAGAAGAUAGUUGCAGAAGCCAUUGAAAAAGCAGAGAGAGAACUGAAUAAUACCAGUUUGGCAGCUGAUAGUGGAAUUGGACAAGAUGGCAUUAGCUUUGCUGAAAGCCUCACCACGGAAAUAAUGGCAUCAGCCAUGACAAAUGUUGGGCAUGCUGUUGGCAGUUCAAAAGAAAUAGAGGACUUUCAGUCAACUGAGUCAUUUGGUAGCCAGCAGAUGAAUCUCAGUGUUGGUGAGGACAGCACUGGUAGCUGGUCCAGCUUAAGUUUUGAGGAUGACCACCAAGAUGAAAGUAGCAGUUUUCAUCAUCUAAGCGAAAGCAGUAAUGGUAACAGCAGUAGCUGGAGCAGUCUUGGUUUAGAAGGAGAUUUGUAUGAGGACAAUUUAUCCUUUCCAACAUCAGACAGUGAUGGACCAGAUGAUAAUGAUGAAGAACACGAGGAUGAUUUAGAAGAUUUGAAGCAAGAUGGAAAAACUCUGCUAAUUAUGAAUAUUGACAUGGAGCCAUGCACAGUAGAUCCCCAGCUAAGGAUUAUUCUUCAGUGGCUUAUUGCCUCUGAGGCUGAAGUUGCAGAACUUUAUUUUCAUGACUCUGCAAAGAAGGAAUUUAUAUUACUUUCAAAACAAUUACAAGAGAAAGGAUGGAAAGUGGGAGAUGUCCUGCAGGCUGUGCUUAAAUACUACGAAGUGGUGGAAAAAACAUCCAGUGAGGAAAGAUGUAAAUCCCUGUUUGAUUGGCUUUUGGAAAAUGUGUAAAACAAACUCCAAACCACUAUAUUUUAUGAUUUGUUUUAGGAUGGGAAGAAAACAGAUGAAUGUGUUUAAGAUAAAAUUCAAAUAGAGAAUAUUAACAUUUUAAUUGAAUUGAGAGGAAAGUAAAUAGCUUUUUAAGUGUUUUCUGUUAUCACAGUGUAUAUAAUUCAUACUUUUGUAAUCUUUGUCGAAAUAUUCUCUUCAUCUAUUCUUCUACGUGUGUGUGUGUGUGUGUGUGUGUGUGUGUGUGUGUGUGUAUUAUGACCCUAAAAAAGCUUGUCUGUGAAAGAAGAUCUGACCCACGGCUUGGGGAAGCAUUGUCUGAUAGCAUUCUUUUUGGAUCCAAAUAAUGAUGCUGGAAACUGGGCUUUGGUGGCUGGCAAGGGGUUCCAGUUCUUCUUUAGCCCCUCCAAAAACUAAUGGCAUCUGACAUAAAAAAAUAAAACUGAGGCUGAUUUUGUUGUUGUUGUUUACUCAUUCUGGCAGGUUUGUAAUCUUCGUUUCUGUUUUUUAACAUCAGUUUUGUUUUCAUAGUUAAGCUAUUAGUACAUCUAGAUUUCCCAAAACAUUAAUUUCUUAACCUAAGCAUUAGUGGUUUAGGUGUCUGUAAAAACUGAGUUUUCUGAACUUUACGGCAAGUAACAGUAUUUGCUAAUGCUGCCAAUCAUUCUGGAAUACAAGAGAGGGAGGAAGAGCGAGGGAGAGGGAGGAGAGAGAGAGAGAGAAAGAGAGAGAGCGAGAGCGAGCGCCUUAACCUCCCCACUAGUUUGUUCCUUCUCUGUCACUUUUCAUAGUUAGAAAUCCACUAUUAACAUUACAAAGGUGCUUUAAAAUGUAAAGAUCGUGUAGUAAGAAUUCUUAACUUUUUGGCUUAAAUUUACAAAUGAAAGUUCAGGUUGAAAAACUUGUUGUAAUUUUAAAAACUAAUAUGGAAAUAUACUCAGAGGAGCCUAAUAAUGAUUUUCAUUGUUGGAUUUUUGAGAGAAAGAAAAACCACUUAAAUAAUUUUUUCUAGAACAGUUGCCACCACCCCCCCCACACACAAUAAAAUUUACCGGAACUAUUUUAAGUUCUCCCAUAUGAUCUUUCUGGCCUCCACAUUCCCUACUUUGUUUUUAGAAAAUGCAAGUUGGCCUGAGUAAGAGGACCAAGGUUGUGUCUUGGUUUUGUUUGUGUAGGUUUGUGUUACUGUGUGUUUGGUUCUUUUGCUAAUGAAUUUUGUGAUCUAGGGCACAAAAUUUUGUGGGAGCCUUUGGUUAUGCUCCAUCCUGUUUUCUUUUUUCCCCAAGCACUAUUCUAGAAGCUGCACUAAAUGUAGACAUAGCACCUGGUAGGGAGUAGUGAAUGAGAGCACUUAUAUUAAUUUGAAUUAAUAAUUAUGGUUGAGAAAUAUAUAGUGAAAGAUUGAAAUUUACUUUAGAAGAAUGCCAAAAGCUAUUUGAAUAUUUUGAGAUUACCUUGUAAGUUUUUCUCAAUUUAAGAUAGUGUCAUGUGGGCAGCCUUAAACUUACACAUUUUUUCUAAAGUUUUUUCACAUAUUUUUUAAGGCAGAGAAAUGGAAGAAAUAUGUAACCGGAACUGUUUCUGUCAAUAGCUUUUCAGAACUCAAGUUGUGGUGGCACUGCCCUGAUUUCAAACAUUAGGACUGUGAAUGUUUACUCUUGUUAAAUUGUAACUUGCAGACUGCAGUUAGUCGUUUGGGUAUAUGUAUGGGUUAGAUAAAUAGAAAAACUGAGUUCUAAAUUUCUUUGAACCCGAAAUGACAUUUUAUUGGUCUUAUGAAACUAAAAGUGCUUAUGCUUAUUUCUGUUAAUGAUAUUCUCAUUUGCAGAAAGUUUUCCUUGUUCUUAUUUCUUUGCAUUUUGGUGAAGCUGUGCUGAGCUUUUUGUCUUUUAUUUGUUACCUGAUGACAAAACUGUCAUGAGGUGUAACAGGAUAGUUGAACUACAUACUUACAUCAUUUCAGUGUAGGAACACAGAGAAAUAAGUAUUACAGAUGUGAAGAGAAAUUCAGUUCUGUGUAUAGAGAAAAUGGUUGAGUCUAGAGCAGUAUCUUUUAAUCAGGUACAAUCUAAACUUUCUUUAAGGCACUUUGUGAUUUUUCCAAAGACAUUCUAGAUCUGUGUUCAUUCUUCAGAAGACCUCUUGUCCAGGAUAGUUCUAUCUUAUUUUAUUACAAAUCUCUUGACAUAUUUAUAUUGUAACAUUGUAAUAUUGCCAUUCUGUACAUUUUACUCCUAAUGUAAUAUGUUUUAUUUAGAACUGUAAAAAUUGUCACGUGCAAUGAGCUGUACUCUUGGUUUGCCAAUUUUUAAACCUUUUUGUGAUCUGCAGAAAGAAAGUGAAAGAGUUCUGAUGAGGAGCUUCCUGAAUUAUUUCAGACCAAAAUAUGGCAAUUCUUUCAUGUUCAUCUUUCCCUAAGCUAAGUUUAAAGAGCAUUUGUAUUCUACGUAUUACUAAUUACUGAUUUAGAAAAUAUUUCCUGAUUUACUAGAAAAGAAUAUUUCAUUUAAAAACCACGGAAGAAAAUGGCAACAGAAAUUGGAUGGCUCCAUGUGUUAUAGUGGCUUUUUAAAAAGCUUUGGAGUAUUCACUCAGUGAACACAUGUGGUAUCUUUAUGAGAAAUGUUCCAUUUGUGCCCUUUAAGAUAGUUAAUGUGAAUUAUAAUUCAUAAUACUUUGAUUCUGGUUAAAUAAGGAUUUAUUUUGCUGGUAGGCUUUAUGUAUUAAGUGCCCUAUGUAUAUAAAGUAAAAGACAGUUACCUAUUUGACAGUAGACAACUUUGACAUUAGUGCAUAUUCUCCAAACUAAGGUUUCAUCUUCAUCAUCAGAGUCCAGAUUCACAUCUACUUUAUUAUUCAGCUGAUUGUAUUUUUCCACAAUUAUCACCAUCUGUUUCUAAUCAGUACAUCCUUUAACAUUUCAUAUUUUUCAAAGAAAUUUUACACAGAGUUUAAAAAAUGUUGCAUCCACACACAGAGGGUAGGGAAACUGCUUUCCAUUUAAGAUCCUGUUUGUCUGUUACCAGCACAAGAGGAUGAGAGUAUCUGUGGGAAUUAGAAAGGUUGCACUCCUAAGGUCAAGUGUACUUUUCCUUGUUGGCAGUACAAGCCCUGUAGGCAUCUCAUUGUUUACUGUGUUCCUGCUCUGAGAAUGCAGGUGCAGUGUUAGUCACUCCUGACACUUUAUUUAUUUAUUGUUUGCCAUCUGUACAUUCCUUUCACAUAGAGUUAUAGUUCUAGAGUUCUUGUUUUGUUUUGUUUCUGUUGUGAGAUUUUGAAUACUAUUUAAUACCAAGUUUUAAUAUUGCUGGAUUUGCUACCUUUGGUUACUUGUGCAGUGUUAAAAGUAAUCUGCAUUCUUGUUUAGUUACAGAAUAUUUAGUAAAAGCAGCUUUGAAUAAUUAUGGCCAUUAAUUUGGGUGUGCUCAGUUAGUACAUUAAGAUCUUGUACUGUGUAAUAGUAACUUUGUUUUUUUGCUCUUCAGUAAUUUAAUGUUCACUUACAAAAAUAGGAACUUCAAGAUGCUCUAAAAUUUUGUUUUAGCAGUGACUCAAAAAAAUGUUUCAGAAAUUACUUUCGUAAUAAUUUGCAAUUAAUUGUUCUUUUCUCUUGACAUUUGUUGAUGCUUGUGAUCUUUCCUCUCCCAGCUACGAAUCCUUCAAUAAAUUUAAGAAAUGCUGA